AUGCGUUCGAACACCAUCCGCGCUCUUACGCUUCUGACAGCCACCGCGGCCACAGUCGCUGCUGAGAGCACCGUGUCGCUGUUCAUGCCCUACGCUGAUCCCCAGAGUCUUGUGGCGGAAGUCGUCGGCAGUAGCGGCUCUGCAACCACCUACGUCGUCAACUGCGCCUCUGCCGGGGAUGACUGCGGUAUGCCCUCAAGCGGUUUCACAAUUGUCCAAGGCGCCUCGACGGUGCAGCAGACGUAUUCUUACGACGACUACUACGCCGCAUACGCGUGCAAUCUCGACGGCACCACCUCCAUCUCCUGCCUCAUAUCGGAGAUGGACAGCACCACAACCCGUGUAACUGCGACCGCCAUGACCACAGACAUGGGCUCUUUCUUUCUGCCCGUUGUGGUGACCGGCACUGCCACCGCCGGUGCCCAUGCCACUACCGGAGCAUCCGUCACAGGGAGCACGGCUUCGGCGACUGGAAAGACUACUACCCUGGCCACGUCGGGCCCGUCUGCGACGAGCGGCGCCCAGGCCACUGGCUCCUCGGCUUCGGCUUCGGCUUCGGCCUCGGCGUCCCACAGCUCUAGCGGAAACGCUGCCGUGCCUCAGAUUACUGGGAAUGUCAACUGGGCUGUUGGGGGCGCUGCUAUGGCAAUGGCUCUGGCCCUGGCUUAA
Messenger RNA from Aspergillus viridinutans, 669 nucleotides. Its product is annotated as putative GPI anchored glycoprotein. The coding region runs from base 1 to 669 and encodes 222 amino acids. NCBI's taxonomy places the organism in Eukaryota, Fungi, Ascomycota, Eurotiomycetes, Eurotiales, Aspergillaceae. The transcript has 3 exons. The record is from RefSeq and is a predicted model, not a curated record.